Molecule: messenger RNA, 1711 nt
Organism: Gossypium raimondii (Peruvian cotton)
Lineage: Eukaryota; Viridiplantae; Streptophyta; Magnoliopsida; Malvales; Malvaceae
Exons: 9
Coding region: 145-1371 (408 amino acids)
Source: RefSeq, a predicted model, not a curated record
CCAGCCCAAGUCUGUAAACCUGAAUGGUGUGAUUCGUGGCUUAACUAUCAGCAUAUAUUCAAGUUUCCUCCUUUUCAACCAAAAGUUUUAGUGGUUUUCCCGCAAAGUGGUUCUUUUCGGAUUUUGUCUCCGCAAAUCACACCCAUGGAGUUAGCCACUUCUUUCAUCUCAGGCGCACAGCUGAACUUGCUUUGUCCCAAGAAUCUCACAACCUCCACUUCCCGCUCUUACAAGCUUCCUAAAAGAACCAAGUUUCUGAGCCUUCACUCUCUGCUUCCACCCCCGUUUUCCAAUGCCUUUAUUUGCCAAGGAAGCAGCUUUGGUUUCAUUAACAACUCUACCUCUACCUCAAGUACCAAUAGUAACAUUUCUAACAGGUUUUACAAGAGGUUGGAUUCUUGUUUGAUCAUACCCCCAUCCAGAAACAAGAAACCACGUGCUAUCAUCAAGUUCUUAGGAGGUGCUUUCCUUGGAGCUGUCCCCGAAGUUACUUACAGUUACUUGAUUGAGCUUUUGGCCAAGGAAGGAUUUUUGAUUAUAUCAGUGCCAUACAAUGUGACAUUUGAUCAUGAACAAGCUACUAAACAAGUGUAUGAGAGGUUUAAUGCUUGCUUGGACAACAUUCUUGCUUUUGGAUAUCCAGAUGCUAAUCUUACUCCUGCUGAUCUUGUUAAUCUUCCACUUUUCUCUGUUGGUCACAGCAAUGGUGCUCUUCUUCAAGUACUCACAGGCAGUUAUUUCUCUGAGAGGAUACCGAAGGCUAAUGCCAUAAUCUCAUACAACAACAAGUCAGCAACAGAGGCGGUGCCAUACUUUGAGCAGUUGGGUCCUCUAGUUAGGCAGAUGAUGCCAAUGGUAGAAACAUCUCCAAUGUAUUCAAUGGCUAGGAGUGCUUCAGAUGAUGCGUGGAAGAUGUUUAUUGACACUGCUGGAGCAAUGAUACCUGAAAGAGACCAAGAAGCCUUUGUCUCGUUCACCAAUUUUGUGGAUCAGUUGCCCUCCGUUUUUGGUCAGGUCACACAAGGGAUAUCAGAGUUCAAGCCAACACCUUCUGAGAACCGUGAAUGUUGCAAGAACAAAUACAAUGUCCAACAUACACUACUGGUGAAGUUCAACUUUGACACAAUUGAUGAAACUGAUCUCCUUGAAGAGACAUUGAAGCCUCGCGUGGAGUCUAUUGCUGGGACGCUAGAAAAGGUCCAAUUAAGUGGCAACCAUAUAACACCGUGUGUGCUGGAACCAAAAUGGCAAGCAGGAUAUGUAUACACUCCGGCAGAUGCUAUUGCUCAGGGAUUUAAGACUCUUUCACUGAGUGAAACUAAAGUGCUCUCAAGAACAAUUUCUGAUUGGUUCAGACGUUUUGAAGAGUAACUGCCAAAAUUUGAUGGUAAGUUGAUUCUGUGCGGGCACACAGUUUAUUGAAAAUAUAAUUUAUGAGAUUAUUGAGGUCCAAGGAAUUAAAAAUUAGAUAGCUGCAUGUGUAUAGCCAAGCUGAAUGAGCUUUCAUAUGUACCAACAAAUGAAAAUUAGGAAUUGAACUUAGACUACAAAUUGAUCAAAAAAGAAUAUAAAAUGGGCCCCUGAGAGCUUCUUUUAUCUGAUAUACAUUUCUUGCUUGAAUGUACAUAAUAUGAAUUUCAUUAGCUGAAUUGGUUGGUCUCUUCCGAAUCCAUGAAAUCAAUGGGCAAAUACUUUUCUCUAUUUGAACAUA